AUGCUACUGUACAUUGUAUUAUUUAAAUUUAUGUAUUUGGUGGCAAGUAGUGAUGUCCGUUUAAAAAUAGCUGACGAUGUGGUAGCGUGCGAUGAUUUCGAUAAUCAAGAAUUACAAGUGGACUUAAAACUGGGAUUAUCAAAGGGAUGCGGUCCUAAACUCAUGGGGUUGAGCGGAGUUAUGAGUGUAUUGGCCACUGUUGAUGAUGAACACAUGUUGGCAUUAAGUGUGUACAAAGAUACAGAAGUUGGUAAAGAGAUGAUGUUCACAUCCGAAGUCGGUGUAUGCUCUAGUUUAAAGGACGAAAAUGCACCUUGGGCUCCUGUUGUGGAAAGUAUGCAUAUCACCUCUUGUCCGAUUGAAGUUCUGGAUUAUCCAAUGCAAAACAUUAUGCUGGACCUUAAUGACUGCGUUAAUGAUAUGCUGACUGAGGACAACUGUGGAGUUUAUGCGGUAGAAUUGGCAGUCUCUAAAAUGGGACAAAAAGUAUCAUGUCACAUGUUGGCUGUGGAAAUGUAUGAAUUUGAAGGAGAAGAAGAGGAAUCAGAGGAAGAUGAUGCCGAGGAGUGUGAAGAAUAA
Messenger RNA from Achroia grisella, 579 nucleotides. RefSeq lists its product as uncharacterized. The coding region runs from base 1 to 579 and encodes 192 amino acids. The transcript is spliced from 4 exons. The record is from RefSeq and is a predicted model, not a curated record. Lineage: Eukaryota; Metazoa; Arthropoda; Insecta; Lepidoptera; Pyralidae.